Messenger RNA from Penicillium argentinense, 927 nucleotides. RefSeq names its product YoaK family protein. Lineage: Eukaryota; Fungi; Ascomycota; Eurotiomycetes; Eurotiales; Aspergillaceae. The record is from RefSeq and is a predicted model, not a curated record. The coding region runs from base 1 to 927 and encodes 308 amino acids. The transcript has 3 exons.
AUGCAAUCUCCGCGACGGUCACUCUCCUCUGCCACUACGGAGGAGGGUAUCGAUACUAAGAACAUUCCUGGGGACGGCGUGCAAAGGAGUCGAACGGCUUCUAUCGAGAAUGGCACCGAUGUCUCCUACACCGGUACAACAACUGGGACUGGACAGGGCCUACCACUCCCGUCUGGGACCCAGAUAUCGCAAUAUUUCCUCACAGAGCUAGACCCAAGACGUGCAGAUAUUGUCUUGAUCAUCUGCGGAUUCGUUGGCGGUCUGGUCGACGGUUUAUCAUUCAACGCAUGGGGAAGUUUUUCAAGCAUGCAGACUGGAAACACCGUAUUCAUUGCACUCGGUGUAUCUGGACAGCCAGAAUACCCAGCAUAUCUUUGGGCCAAGUCCCUCAUCGCCUUGACCGUCUUUCUCCUGAGCAACAUCUUCUUCAUUCACCUAUCUCGCGCCCUCAACCCCCCUCCGUCGCUCAACUCUCAUACUACUGCUGCCAUCAUUGUCGCUGCGUCCGUGGUCCAGGCCGGCAUCGUCAGCCCGAAGCCAGAAGACCCACGCGCCCCGAUCGAGUGGAUCCAGAUCUUACCGAUCACACUGUUAGCAUUCCAAGCGGCGGGGCAAAUAUGUGCGUCCCGCCUGCUCGCCUUUGAUGAGAUCCCUACUGUUGUGCUCACCACCCUUCUCUGCGAUCUACUCGUCGACACCAAACUAUAUACUCGGCCAUGGUCCGCCAACCCCAAGAGGAACCGGAGGAUCGCUGCUUUUCUGGCCUUGUUUUCCGGUGCCAUGACUGCUGGGGGUCUUUCCAAGUCCUGCUCCAUGGCCAGUAGCUUAUGGCUGGCUGUUGCGUUGAAGGGCGCAAUUACUGUAUCGUGGUUUGUUUGGAAGGAUGUCUCAGGAUCCUUGAGACCCAAGGCAGACAGUCCUGUCUAG